GUCCAACUUGUUCGAAAGUAUGGCCUGUCUAUAGGUCUGCUCCCUCCGGUGCGUCACGACUACAGUGUGGUGAGUACCGAACAUCUUGCUGUGAAGUUCGUACUCGCUGCCGUCCUCCAGGGGUCUCCAGUCCGCGUUGAGUUUUCUCUAGUCUCAUGAUGGCAGCUGCAACUGGUGAUGAAUAUGUCAGAGAUUCGGUGAAGGACUACUAUGGGAAACGGUUGAAGUCCGCUAAAGAUCUAAAGACUGUAUCCUGCAAGACAACACCCACAGGGUUGCCAAAACCUGUCCGGGAAGCCCUGUCUGAUAUUCAUGAUGAAGUGGUUAGAAGAUACUAUGGUUGUGGGCUGGUGAUCCCCGAGCAGGUCAAGGGGAUAAGGAUACUGGACCUGGGCAGUGGGUCAGGUCGAGACUGCUUCGCCCUCAGCAAGCUGGUGGGAGAGAACGGUUACAUUGUUGGGAUUGAUAUGACAGAUGAACAGCUAGAGAUAGCAAAUCAGUACAUCGAUUAUCACAGAGACAAGUUCGGCUACAAGAAGUCCAACGUGGAGUUUGUCAAGGGAUACAUUGAAAAGCUCACCGAGGCAGGAUUAAAGGAGAACAGUUUUGAUGCCAUUAUCUCGAACUGUGUGGUGAAUUUGUCUCCCGACAAGAAAGCUGUGCUGCGAGAAGCCUACAAAGUUCUAAAGGUUGGUGGUGAGGUGUAUUUCAGUGAUAUCUACUGUGACCGGAACCUUCCGGAAUCGGCACGAAAACACGAAGUCUUAUGGGGUGAGUGUAUUUCUGGUGCGUUGUUUUGGAAAGAGUUGUUUAGUCUAGCCAAAGAGGUUGGAUUCAGUACACCCAGGAUGGUUUCCGUAUCACCAGUUCCCAUCACACAACCAGAAUUCAAAGAGGUCAUAGGGGAUGCUCAGUUUGUGUCCGUGACAUACAGACUCUUCAAGUUACCUGAAACCAAGCAACCAGCCCGCCAAGUCAUCUACAACGGGGAGAUACCAGGACAUGAAACAGAACUCAAGUUUGACUUCGCAGUAACCUUUAAGAAGGGAGAUCUUGUACCUGUUGACAGUGAACUGUCGACUAUUCUAGACAGCUCCAGAUACAAGGAAGAGUUUGAGUUCCAGCCAGCUGGCAAGAUGUGUUGUUCUCCCACUACAAAGAUGGAACUGAAUCCAUUCGAGUACAUGGAAAUCCUGAAGAAAGAUGGCAAAUUACCAGCUCCAUCUUGUUGCUAGGAAACGGACAUUUCUCAUCUGAUUAGUGCUAUGUAAUUAAUAACCACAUACCUUAAUUCACAGUAGCUAUCAUUUACGUAGAUGACAUAAACUACUGGACUAAAUCAAAGACUUUACAGUUUUAUCGACUAUGGAAAUGAAAGAAUGGUAACUGAUUACUUUAAAUCCCAUACAUGUAUAGGCUAUUACAACAUUAUAAAUCUAUUGGUACAGGCCUCCACAAAUUGCAGGAAUAAUCAGUCCUAGCAAUGUGCUUUUUAUUUUGUUCAAUAAUAAAAAAGGUUCUGCAAACCAAAAUAGGUUACGGGUAUGCUACUCUCUCUUUUUUUGGCAUUACCCCUUGUCGGGGUAAACAGAUUUUAAAUGUGUCGAGGCCUGUGAGUAUCAAAAGAAAUUAUAUGUAAGCAAAUGUUUUUUAUUUAGUCUGCUUGGUGGUGGUAUGCUAGAAAAAGUACCCAAAUAAAACAAAAAACAAAAAAAAACUUA
Messenger RNA from Gigantopelta aegis, 1721 nucleotides. RefSeq names its product arsenite methyltransferase-like. Bases 156 to 1235 code for a protein of 359 amino acids. The transcript is spliced from 10 exons. Gene Ontology annotation, molecular function: arsenite methyltransferase activity. Gene Ontology annotation, biological process: arsonoacetate metabolic process; toxin metabolic process. Gene Ontology annotation, cellular component: cytosol. Lineage: Eukaryota; Metazoa; Mollusca; Gastropoda; Neomphalida; Peltospiridae. The record is from RefSeq and is a predicted model, not a curated record.